AGUGUCCGCCCUACCGUCCGCUCUACGAGCUUCACCCACCUCUCUGACCAUGGCCUCGUCGCCCGAGAAGAAGCAGAAGACGGCGUCCAUCUCGACCGCCAGCUCGUUGCUGCGCUUCUACCGCACGCCGGCUUUCACGGCCCACGCCAACCGUACGUUGCUGGCCUACCUGCGCGCUCAGGUGGGCGCUGACGCCGGCCUACAGGUGGAUGAGCUCGUGACCGAGUAUUGCUUCUACGUGGAGACCAAGGCCGAUGCCGGCCCGCUGUCGGCCGCCGAUCAGGAGACGCUCCACUGGCUGCUGAGCGAAACCUUCGAGCCGCAGCAGACGCGACCGGACCAGUCCUUCCUGGCCACCACGGAGCAGAGCAAGGAAUGGCUCGUGGAGGUCGGGCCACGCAUGAACUUCUCCACGGCCUGGUCCAGCAACGCCGUGGCUAUCUGCCAGGCCUGUGGCAUCUCGGCCAUCAAGCGCAUUGAGCGGGCAACCCGCUACUUGGUGCGCUACACGGCCACCAAGCCCGAGGCCGUUGAGGCGCUCAAGCAGGCACUGCUUCGUCACGAAUGCGACCGCAUGACGCAGCAGGUGUACGAGGAACCUCUGACCAGCUUCUGGCACGGCAAGACGGUGCAGCCCGUCCGUAAGAUCCCCAUCAUGGAGCGCGGCAUUGACGCGCUUAAGGAGAUCAACGAGGAGAUCGGCCUGGGCUUCGACGACUGGGACCUGCAGUACUACCUCAACCUGUUCAAGGAGAAGCUGAAACGCAACCCGACGGAUGUUGAGUGCUUUGACAUGGGCCAGAGUAACUCGGAGCACUCGCGUCACUGGUUCUUCGGCGGAAAGAUCGUCGUGGACGGCAAGGAGAUGCCCCAGACGCUCUUCCAGAUGGUCAAGAACACGCUCACGGAGAACGCCAAGAAGAACAGCGUCAUCGCCUUCCACGACAACUCGUCGGUCAUUAAGGGCGCCAACAUUGUGACUCUGGGCCCUGUGAACCCCGGCGAGCCCUCGGCCGUGCAGGAGCGCACGCUCGACAGCCACUUGUUGCUGACGGCCGAGACCCACAACUUCCCGUCCGGUGUGGCCCCGUUCCCUGGAGCUGAGACUGGCACGGGCGGCCGUAUCCGUGACGUCCAGGCUACUGGCCGUGGCGCCAACGUCGUGGCCGGCGUCAGCGCCUACUCUGUGGCUGUUUGCUCUGCCGGGUCAAUUGUGACGACGCCAUUAUCCAAACUGGAAGCGACGUGUGAUGCGCUCUUAAUGUCGAAGCUGUCGACUGGUAUCGACACUGGAAAUGCUACCAGUGUAAGAACAUACAGCUCAGAGUCAACUACUGGUAAUGCUCCCAAUACCGCUGAGGCUGUUUCAAUCGGUGACGGAGCAUCACGAGAUGCACGCGUGCUUCAAGGCGCUGGGGAUGGACGCCUGAGCGUCGUGAGGCCGGCGGUGGAGUGUGAGUCGCUGCUUGGCGUUGAUCUCUCGCAUAUUGCGGAAAACGGCGGUGCCAGCGUCACAUCCGCGACCGAAACGACCCACGAGGGACAUCUCUACUGCGUUGUGGAAGGCUCACUACCAGCGGCAACACACUGGCAGGCAGCUGCUGGUCAGCACGCCACCGAGGUGGAGGCUAUCUUCAGCAAGCUGAACGUGCCGCUCGUCAAGCUGGGUAAGGUGACGACGGACGGCGCCAUUAAGGUGAGCGUGAACGGCGAGAGCGUGUUGGAGGACCAGAUGGCGGACCUUCGUGACGUGUGGGAGGCGACCAGCUUCGAGCUAGAGAAGCGUCAGUGCAACCCCGAGUGCGUGGCCCAGGAACAGCGUUCGCUGCGCACGCGUACGGCUCCGUCGUGGAAGCUGUCGUACGAGCCCAAGCCGACGCCCGAGCGCCAGCUAAGCACCCGUGCCCAGCACCGCGUGGCCGUUCUUCGUGAAGAAGGUAGCAACGGCGAGCGCGAGAUGCUGGCUGCGUUCCACCACGCCGGCUUCGAGGUGUGGGAUGUCACCAUGUCGGACCUGGUGAACAAGCGCAUCGUGCUGGACGAACGCUUCCGUGGUGUGGCGUUCGUCGGUGGAUUCACGUUCGCUGACGUGCUGGGCUCGGCCAAGGGCUGGUCGGGUGUCGUCAAGUUCCACGGUGACGUGCUCAAGCAGUUCGCAGCGUUCAAGGCCCGCGACGACACAUUCAGUUUCGGUGCCUGCAACGGCUGCCAGUUCAUGACGCUGCUUGGCUGGCUCGACCGCCCCGAGGCCAAGGCUCUGGAGGAGGAGACUAAGACGUCGGCCCAGCCGCGUUUCGUACACAACGAGUCGGGUCGCCACGAGUCUCGCUUCGUGUCGGUGCAGAUCCAGGAGUCGAACGCGGUGAUGCUGCGCGGCAUGGCCGGCUCGUCCCUGGGUGUCUGGGUUUCGCACGGCGAGGGCCGCGCGCACUUCACGCACCCGAAGAUCCAGGAGAAGUACGUGGCCAGCGGCGCCGCCGCGAUCCGCUACGUGGACGACUCCAACGUGCCGACGGAGGAGUACCCGUUCAACCCGAACGGCUCGCCGCAGGGUAUUGCCGGUCUCGUGUCGAGCGAUGGCCGUCACAUGUGCCUCAUGCCGCACCCGGAGCGUUGCUUCCUCAAGUACCAGUGGCCGUACAUGCCGGCUGAGUUCGAGGCGCACCCUGUUGGUGUGGCUGUCGACGGCGGUAAGGACUCGCUGUCCAUGGCUGCCAAGGUCAACAAGAAGGACGUCAAGACGCCCGGCACUCUGGUUAUCACCAUGUACGCUCCGACGGAAGACGUGGAACUGAAGGUGACGCCCGACCUCAAGACCCACGCCGGUGACAGCUUCGUCUACUACGUGGACGUGGGCAAGGGCGCCAACCGUCUUGGUGGUUCGGCCUUGGCUCAGGUGUACGGCCAGGUGGGCAACGAGUCCCCGGAUGUUGAGGAUGCCGAGCUGUUCAAGAACGCGUUCAACGCCAUCCAGACUGGCAUUAAGAACGGCCACCUACUUGCUGGCCACGACCGUAGCGAUGGUGGCCUCAUUGUUACGCUGCUUGAGAUGGCAUUCGCUGGCAACUGCGGCCUCGACGUGGACAUUCCGUUCGCCGGCGGCAAGGCCACGACCAACUACAAAUUAUGUCGAGGGUGCACCGCUCUACACUGA
Molecule: messenger RNA, 3154 nt
Organism: Phytophthora nicotianae INRA-310
Lineage: Eukaryota; Oomycota; Peronosporomycetes; Peronosporales; Peronosporaceae
Exons: 4
Coding region: 50-3154 (1034 amino acids)
Source: RefSeq, a predicted model, not a curated record